GUCUGUGGCACCAUGCAGCACUAUGGAGUGAACGGCUACUCGCUGCAUGCCAUGAACUCGCUGAGCGCCAUGUACAACCUGCACCAGCAGGCAGCUCAGCAGGCACAGCACGCCCCCGACUACCGGCCCUCCGUGCACGCCCUCACCCUGGCUGAGAGACUGGCUGACAUCAUUUUGGAGGCACGUUAUGGAUCCCAGCACCGCAAACAGAGGCGAAGCCGCACGGCCUUCACCGCCCAGCAGCUGGAGGCCCUGGAGAAGACCUUCCAGAAGACUCACUACCCAGACGUGGUGAUGAGAGAGCGGCUGGCCAUGUGCACAAACCUGCCUGAAGCCAGAGUCCAGGUCUGGUUCAAGAACCGGAGAGCCAAAUUCCGGAAGAAGCAGCGCAGCCUGCAGAAGGAGCAGCUGCAGAAGCAGAAGGAGUGCGAGGGGAGCCACAGCGAGGGAAAGAUGGAGCCGCCUGUGCUGGAGAGCCAGGCUCCCACCCCGGACACUGAGAAGGUCCAGAGCCUCCCCAGCGAGGCUGGCACCGACCUCAACCUCACCCUGUCGGAGCAGUCUGCCAGCGAGUCGGCGCCCGAGGACCAGACCGACAGGGACGAGGAGUUCAAGAGCACCUUGGAUGAGGCCAAAGUGGACAAGAGCCCUGGUGUGGACAGCAAGGCUUUGAACUGCAAGAGAGCGAGCCCAAAAGCAGAGUCCCCUCUCGGCACGGCCGUGACGCCUUCCUCCAGCAGCGGCCUGGCCCAGACCCACUCCUACUCCUCCUCGCCCCUGAGCCUCUUCCGCCUGCAGGAGCAGUUCCGCCAGCACAUGGCAGCCACCAACAACCUGGUGCACUACUCCUCCUUCGAGAUGGGGACGCCGCCCGCCAUGCCCUACCUGGGCAUGAACGUCAACAUGGCCCCGCUGAGCUCCCUGCACUGCCAGUCCUACUACCAGUCGCUGUCGCACGCCCAGCAGGUCUGGUCCUCCCCCAUCCUGCAGGCCUCCAGCUCCCUGCCCAGCCUGAACAGUAAAACCACCAGCAUUGAGAACCUGAGGCUGCGGGCCAAGCAGCACGCGGCGUCCCUGGGGCUGGACACCCUGCCCAACUGAGCGCCCUGGGGACACGCAGCAGAGCUCGGCACUGCUCAGCACUCCUCGAUCCCCACCUCUCCCUGGAGUGAGGGGCUCCCUGGCAGGGAAAACUUGGCAUUUAUUUACGUCGUGCUAGCGCCACGGUAGCC
Ficedula albicollis (Collared flycatcher) is the source of this 1232-nucleotide messenger RNA. It is a transcript of the gene DMBX1, whose product is annotated as diencephalon/mesencephalon homeobox 1. Gene Ontology annotation, molecular function: DNA-binding transcription factor activity, RNA polymerase II-specific; RNA polymerase II transcription regulatory region sequence-specific DNA binding. The coding region runs from base 13 to 1101 and encodes 362 amino acids. The transcript is spliced from 4 exons. NCBI's taxonomy places the organism in Eukaryota, Metazoa, Chordata, Aves, Passeriformes, Muscicapidae. The record is from RefSeq and is a predicted model, not a curated record. Gene Ontology annotation, biological process: regulation of transcription by RNA polymerase II.